AUCACACAUUAUCGCUACACAUUCUGCAUACUCUUCUUAAUAUUUUUUUGCCAUUUUGUUACGGUUGAAACGACAAGCCAGUCCACUGCGUGAACGAAUACAAAUGGCCAGUCGCAAAAUCACACCAUCGUCGCUCAUGAUCUCGUCCGAGGACCCAGACGCUGACAUUAGGCAGCAGUACAGCGAGAGUGUUAUUGAUAAUGGCAGCGACAAGAUGGAUGAGCAUGACGACACUGAAUCCCGCAAGCAGCAGCGCUUACUGCAAGCAUGUGACAGCUGCCGGCGCAAGAAAAUAAAGUGCGAUAGCACGAAGCCCUUGUGCUGGCAGUGCAAGAAUAUGAGGCUGGCUUGCCACUACAGCCCACUGGUCCGCAAGAGACGCAGACGUCGCAGUGCUGUUGGCAACCUGGAGCAGCGCAUCGAGUGUAUGGAGCGGAUUCUGCAGCCGCUCAUCGAGCGGAUUCUCCCUACCAGCUUGGCAAUGGAUGUGACACAGGGCUGCACUUCGCCCCUCGUCCAGAAUAGUGCGCAAAUUUACCUGCCCGUCGAUCAGAGAAUUCCGCACGAGCUAUGCAGCCAACGCCCAGCUCUCAAGCUGCCUUCGCCAGACAUCAUUGAGGAGAUGAUAGGGUUUGUGGUCAAGCAAGUCACGCCGAUGGCGCCCCCGACCACAAUGAGGCUGCAAAUUGAACGCUUUCGCUCGGGAGAGCUACCUGAAUUUACCAUCUGUGCAAUCAUUGCUCUGGGGGCGCGUUUCAGCAGUCGCCCUGAAUUCGUGUGCUCGCCCAAAUACAAUGCGGGCCGUGCUUUUGCCGAGCGAUCGGCCGAGCUCAUCUCCGGCCUGGUCGAUCGACCUAGCCCUAAUGUGGUUGAAUGUCUUAUGAUGCUAUCGACAUAUGAGUGGGGUUGUGGACGUGGCGAAUCGGCAUGGACAUACAAUGGGAUGGCUACACGGCUUGCCCAGAGAUGCCGCCUGCAUUUAAUUGAUGAGGAGGAUUUUAACGAGAACUCGAACGGCAGCUCGCGCUGCUGGGCUGAAGCUGAAUGGCGCCGGAGGCUAUGGUGGUAUGUUUAUUGUGGAGAGCGAGUGUCGGUGAUCGUCGCAUCACGGCCAGCAACCGUGCACGACGACGACAUCGUAGUCAAUCUGCCGAGCCGCGACUACAACUGGAUAAUGGGCAUAAUUCCAGAUGAGAACGAGCUGCCUGCACAAAUCCCCGACUACUGGUGGAUGGUCGUUGAGAUGUACCGGAUUGGCGGACGCAUUGCCGAGUUUGCGAAUCGCAGAAGGAGACCUGUGCGCCCAUCGGAUCUGUCCCGCCGCGCCACUUUCGAUGCACUCGACAAGGAGCUGGAGUCCAUCCGCGGGCGCUUCGUUCCGUACUUGGAGUUCCCGCCGCGCACGGAAUGGCUGCUCAGCGGCUACGCAAACCUGGGCGACGGUGCUAGUGGCACAACUAACAUCUACUCAAUUUACUUUGACCUGCACAUCAUGUACUACGGUGCCAAGAUCAUCCUGUAUCGCUCCGAACUGCCGUCAUAUACCUAUGAAAAGAUCAGUCCCAGAGAUGAUUCAGCGAGCCAAAGCGGUGUGCAUUGAGGCAGCACAUAAGCAAGCUGACGUUAUUCGCUGGGCAAUGGAGUCUUUGUCUGCUGAGUAUUGGGGCCCGCAUGUUGGAAUCUGGUCUGUUCAAGGAGCCUUC
Molecule: messenger RNA, 1703 nt
Organism: Linderina pennispora
Lineage: Eukaryota; Fungi; Kickxellomycota; Kickxellomycetes; Kickxellales; Kickxellaceae
Exons: 2
Coding region: 104-1600 (498 amino acids)
Biological process (GO): regulation of DNA-templated transcription; DNA-templated transcription
Cellular component (GO): nucleus
Molecular function (GO): DNA binding; zinc ion binding; DNA-binding transcription factor activity, RNA polymerase II-specific
Source: RefSeq, a predicted model, not a curated record